Molecule: messenger RNA, 808 nt
Organism: Diachasmimorpha longicaudata
Lineage: Eukaryota; Metazoa; Arthropoda; Insecta; Hymenoptera; Braconidae
Product: 10 kDa heat shock protein, mitochondrial
Exons: 3
Coding region: 158-469 (103 amino acids)
Cellular component (GO): mitochondrial matrix
Molecular function (GO): protein-folding chaperone binding; ATP binding; protein folding chaperone
Source: RefSeq, a predicted model, not a curated record
GGCGGGUUGACGAAUGGGGGAGAGGGUCUGGAAUUUUCGAGAAGAGCCAAGUCGAGGAGGACGAGUAGUUAGGUUACUUCAUACAACGUGCUCGCCGAGUCGCCGGUCGAUGCUCUAUCGUUUCUCUGAUAAAUCGUAGAUUCAUCAAUUAACAGAGAUGGCAGCCGCAGUCGCCAAGAGGGUUAUUCCAUUGUUGGACAGGGUGCUGAUUCAGAGAGCAGAGGCUAUUGGCAAAACCAAAGGGGGAAUUAUCAUCCCUGAAAAGGCUCAGGCCAAAGUACUCAGGGGAACAGUCGUUGCUGUUGGACCUGGCUCCAGAAAUGAGAGCGGACAGCAUGUGCCCCUCACCAUAAAAGUAGGAGACACUGUCCUCCUCCCCGAGUACGGUGGCACCAAGGUCAACCUCGAGGACGAGAAGGAAUUCCAUCUCUUCCGCGAAUCCGACAUUCUUGCGAAACUCGAGGCCUAACUCUCUCCACCUAAUCAUAGGACAACAUUUCAAUUUUUUUUAACUGAACACUCGACCUCUUAAUUAGCGAAAAAAAACACGUUGAACCCCAGAAAUUGCCUGUUACUCAAUGCUUUUGAGUUGAGAUCACAGAGGGACGAAGUGAGUUCAUUGGAUAGACUAAAAAAUCAGAAAAAUCAUUAUGUUCUUCGUUUCUAAGUUCCUUAGAUGUUAGAAUAGAUUCCAUUGUUUCAUACAUAUUUCUAAAUAAUAAAAACUUUAUUCCGUAAUGAAUGAGUGAUACAUUCAUUGAGAAUUCCGAUUUAAUUGACAUUUUGUGAAAUAAAAUUAUAAAUAAGA